AUGAACGGAAUCAAGUCACAGGGUAUUGAGGGCAACCGCGGCCUUGUUGUUGCUCUCAGCACUGUACUCUCUGUGCUUGGAGUAAUUAUCAUUAUCGGAGCUAUCUUUCUCUGCUACCGUUACCGCCGUGGCCGCCUCCCAUUCAGCCGCCGGGGCAACAGCCCGAUUGACGACGAGGAGAUCGAGUCUUGGAAGGCCUGCCGGACAAUUGAGAAGUGCACUACCGUCGUUGUGGACAAACAUGACUCGGCUGGUUCCAUUCGCAAGCCAGCCAGCGUGAUCGUCUAUCAAAAUCACAACCAGCACCAGCCACGCCCUUCUACGGAUACGGCACCACGCUCUCUGUAUCACAAGCGGAGCAUGGACAAGAAGAGCAUUGAUAUCCCUCAAACUCCUGUUCUCGCACGAGCCCCAAAUGCCCGCGUUGGUCUCACUGACGACGCCGUCGAGGGUGACCUCGCCUUCCUCCCAUCUCCCAAGCAACAGAAUUCCAGACUAUCCAAGUUGCCGUCUCCUCGUCAUGGCAGACACUGCAGCUCUCGCAGCAGCGCGAGUGUCGGUAGCCUGCGCGAGCACUGGUACGGUUACCACACCGACACAGAACUGUCCCCCCGCCCUUCGGUGGACCCUUACUCCCGGAUGCCUUCUUCGGCACACUCGGAUGGGAAGCACCAGCGCGUUUACUCGUCUCCCUCAAACCCUCCGAGACUUUCACUCGAUGAGGAAUAUCACAUGGGUGGCCUCUCCCCACGCCCUUUUCUACGGCAAUCAGAAAUUGGUCUCGCGGUAGGCUGA
Colletotrichum phormii is the source of this 795-nucleotide messenger RNA. RefSeq lists its product as uncharacterized. The record is from RefSeq and is a predicted model, not a curated record. NCBI's taxonomy places the organism in Eukaryota, Fungi, Ascomycota, Sordariomycetes, Glomerellales, Glomerellaceae. Bases 1 to 795 code for a protein of 264 amino acids. The transcript has a single exon.